Halichondria panicea is the source of this 1929-nucleotide messenger RNA. Its product is annotated as TNF receptor-associated factor 4-like. The record is from RefSeq and is a predicted model, not a curated record. Gene Ontology annotation, biological process: regulation of apoptotic process; signal transduction. The transcript has 2 exons. Lineage: Eukaryota; Metazoa; Porifera; Demospongiae; Suberitida; Halichondriidae. The coding region runs from base 241 to 1521 and encodes 426 amino acids. Gene Ontology annotation, molecular function: protein binding; zinc ion binding.
UGAAUGUUUUGUGCUUAAUAGUGAUUUUAGUGAUUGAACCUUGUAACUCCACUGAAGAGUAACAAAAGUUUUGUAACAAUGUUGUGUUGAGAUUACACUCAUUACAGUAGCCCACUAAGUUUUACCACAACAAUACAAACCCUAUAUCACCCCACUGACUUUCCCCUGAGGUAAAGAAUAAGGAUUUCCCCCUGAGGUUAGACAAACAGUGGUGAUGUCAUAAUAGACUUACAAAAAGUCAUGGCCUCUGGAUCUAGUUCUAGUUCCAGCUCUGGUGGCUACGACUACCAGUUUGUGGAUGAGCCCUCUGAUGACCUCAAGUGUCUGAUUUGCCUGUGUGUGGCCAGGGACCCUCAACAACAUGGGGACGGGGGCUGUGGGAAAAUCUACUGUACUAGCUGUAUCGACAAGUAUAAGACGAGAAAUUACAAGUGCCCAAACUGUCGAAAAGUUAUAACUACCUUUAAAGAUGAAAGGAGUAAUAGGGACAUACAGUCAUUGAAAGUUAAAUGCACAAAUCGUACCGACGGCUGUCAGUGGAUGGGUGAGCUACGACAUGUGGACGAGCAUCUCAAGACAUGUGACUAUGUCAAGCUUGAAUGCCCUAAUGAGUGUACAACAGUUUAUCAAAGAAUGAAAUUGUUUCGUAAAAACCUCCAAAAACAUAUUGAUAACAAGUGCCCACGUCGUCAGCACAGCUGUCCCCACUGCCAGGAAAUUGGUGAGUACCAAGAUAUCACUAGAAAGCAUAUUAAGAUCUGUCCUAAGAUAAUCAUUGAGUGUUCCAAUGCUCCUCACUGCAAGAUAAGAUUUCCACGAGAAACUAAACAAACCCAUCUCUCCACCUGCCAGUAUCAAGUGGUUGCUUGCAAAUACAGUGAGUUUGGGUGCGAAAAGAUGCAAUUUCGAAAAGAUCUCCAAGAACACGAGAAUGACGACAAUACACACCUCCGUAUUGCCAUGACAACGGUACUGUCACUAAAGAAACAAUCCACCCUACUAAAUACACAGUUACAUUGCUCUAGCAUAAAGGACCAGCUAGGAGCUACUUCUAUCUUCAAGAUGCCCUCUUUUAAAGAGAAAAAAGAAAACAAUGACGAGUUUCUCAGCGAUCCAUUCUAUACCCACCCCAGAGGUUAUAAAAUGGUCAUUAACAUUGAUGCAAAUGGUAACGGGGAUAACAAAGGCACUCAUGUCUCAGUGUGGGUUUAUCUAAUGAGGGGAGAAUACGAUGAUCAACUCGAGUUCCCAUUCAAAGGCACUAUCAAGUUUGAGCUACUCAAUCAGCUGAAUGACAAGAACCAUUAUUGGGGGUCAUUCACGCAUGACGGUACACAAAAGAGUAGCAAGAGAGUAAUCGAUCGCGAGAGGUCUGACGAAGCACACGGUGUGCCUGCAUUCAUUCCUCACAGAGACCUACAUGUAGCAUACAACGCCAUCCAGUACCUCCAGGAUGAUUGUCUAGUGUUUCGAAUCUCCGUUGAUGUACCAUCCUACAAACCAUGGUUACAAUGCACCUAGCUAAUAAAUGCACACUAUUAAGUACCUAUCAAACUCGUUACAAUCAUAAUUAUGUGAUAACUAGAACGAAAGCUGAAUAUAUAGUUAACGUACAUCUUAAAUUGUUACAGUUAAUUUAACGUGUUGUUUGUAGACAACCAAAUAGUUUUUGUGAGUCUAGCGUAUGUGUUUGGACCUGUAUUAGCUUCAGCCAAUUUUGGCUUUACUAUAAUUAUGGCGAACCACUAUAGACAAGUUUCACUGCACCACAAUGUAGUACUUUAAUUGCAAGCAUCAACAUAAUAGACGAACUUUGCGAGUGCUAGUAGCUUUGCAAAAAUACUAGUAUUUUACCAGUAUUUAUAAUUAUUACACCACGGUCCUUAAUUUCUGUCCAUUUCUGCCUAUUUUUGGUUCAUUCGCUAAGGU